AUGUUUAUAAGAGACGCGGUGCUGCAAGCGUUGGAGGCACGUCUAUUGGGUGCGUCUGAGUUUCACUCCACUUGUAAUGCGUUGGAUAGGGCACUGGUGGUUCAAUUCCGGUUACAAUACCACACCGGUGGUGAUUCCGUGAUCACCCCGGCAACAGGUAAGGUGCUCUUUGGUGAUAUUGAUAAAGUUGAAAUGUUGUCGAGAAGGUUUCCCUUGGACAAACCAUUGUUGGACUUGAUCAAUAAGAUCUUGGGCAAUUGUGCAGGUAUCAUUCAUUUCAGCAUUGGAGAGUUCGAAGAUGCUAAGGUCAGAUUACAGCAGGCUCGUGAUAUUAAACUAGAUAAAACGUUUGAUGUAUAUGACAUGUAUCUAGGACUUGAGAACCUAUACUAUACAGCAUGCUUGCGCCAGGAUGAACAACAGAUCUCUGAUUGUUUGUAUGACCAUCUAUUUGAUACUUUGUCCUUCGUUCCAUCCGCAUCAGAGGCACUUACGCACCAAUGUCUAUGGAAGAUAGCGAAGAGGUUAAAAGGACAUAACAAUUUGGCAAAUUUGAUUAAGAUAUGGCCAGAAAAUAAUAGAGCAUUGGUGUUCUUAAUAUCUAUAAUAGCUUCAGAUAAUGGUGCAUACACAGAAUUCUCUAAAGACAACGAUGAAAUGAUAUUAAAAUACGGUAUGAACUUAGUGGAGAAGAUUAAAUUUCCCAAAGCUAGUGAAAAUAACAACUAUCAUUUGGAGCAAUUUAUGUUGUUUUUACAGGUAUACUUUAAAAAUAUAGUGCCAGACCAAGCCGCCUCAACCGAAUGGUAUAACUUUAUCUUGAAAGCCAUGUCGAAGACUUUCCAGAGCAUAAAUGUUGCACAUACUGCAUUAUUCGUAAUGAAAAAAAUAGGAUCUGAUAAUGAAAAAGGUAAAAUUAAUGGCACAUUAUUGAGAAAAGAAGCACUACUAAAUUUUGUUAACUUUAUCAGGUAUAGUAACAAAGAAUUCAAACUGAAUAAGAACUACAACGACAUUAUAUCCUUAUUGGUUUGUUAUAAUUUUGUUAUUAAUGAAUUCACUAAAAAAGAUAAUAUCGACAACUUGUUUGAUUACGAUAAAAGUUUAGAUGAACUGCUGAGCUUACUUGUAUUCUUUUACAAAGAAUACAAUAUUCCAUUAAGUGAGAAAAAGCAAUCGCUUGAUAUAUUGGAAAAUCCAAUCAGGCUUGCAUUCCCACCUCAUGUAGCAAAUACUUUGUCUCGAUCGUGGUUAACUUUGUACAACUACCAUUCUACCUCACUAUCGGCUUUAUUAUCAUUCGAUUUGCUGGCAUUCUUGGCAAACUGUGUUCCAAUCAGUCGUUCAAUGGAUGAGGGUCUAUUCAUAUCAACAGUCUUUCAAUAUGCAUUGACACUUGCAAAACAACGUGAUGUAGAGACAGCCAUUAAGGUCUUAGAGAAACUAAUUUUAGAAAGACAUCCUAACUGCUAUAAAGCCUGGCAUUUAAUGGCUUUAUGUCACUCUACAAAGGAAAAUAAGGAAACUGCUUAUAAGAUUGUUUGCUCUGUUUUGGAAGCGAUGAAUGAAAACAUGAAGGAUCUUACUUUUGAAGAGAAAUUCCAAUAUAUUUAUAUGAAGAUCACCCAGCUUAGAUUAAUUCAAGAUAUGUUUGGAACAGAUGAAACUUUAGAGUUAAUUCCAGAACUUUUUGAAUUAUAUAAUACAUUAUUCUUGGGAGGAGCAAAUCAGAAAAAGGUGACAAUAAAUGGUGUAUACGAUCUUGACAUGACAUUGCAGGAUAUUUGGCUUUAUGUUUGCAGUUUGUAUAUGAAAACACCAAGCACAGAUAAUCUACAGGAAGCAGAGACCGCAAUGGACGAGGCUAUGGCCCUUGAAAAAGAUCAUUGGAAGGGUAGAUAUUUACCACUGCGAGCUAAGUUAAACAUUUUGAAACAACAAAACAAGCAAGCGUUAUUGGAUAUCGAGAAAGCUAUCGACUUAGAUAAUAGUAAUAUAGAUGCGAUUCUAUGCUUUGCUGAGCUGAUAUUUGAUGUUGAGAAGAAAUCCGAGGAGGACUUGACUGAUGAAUAUUACAAAUUAGUUCCAAUUGAAGGCAUCAAAGAGUGUUCCAAAAAUCAGUCAGAGAAUGAGGAUCGUUUGUUUUUCAAUGCUACAGAUAGAUCAGCUGCAACAGCAAGACUAAAAUUAUUGCUUGACUCAGCUGUAGCUGAAUCAAUCGAGGGUUAUUAUACGCCUGAGGUUUGGUGGUCUCUGUCUCAAAUUCACGAACAGUUCGCUACAAAAGACUACAAAUUGUCGUUGAUGAAAUGUAUAAAAUUUGAGGAACUAAGACCUAUAGCCCAAUUUGAAAAUUGCAACUACUGA
Messenger RNA from Nakaseomyces glabratus, 2367 nucleotides. It is a transcript of the gene YPP1, whose product is annotated as Ypp1p. The record is from RefSeq and is a predicted model, not a curated record. Gene Ontology annotation, molecular function: protein binding. Lineage: Eukaryota; Fungi; Ascomycota; Saccharomycetes; Saccharomycetales; Saccharomycetaceae.